GGUGUCGGUGGGACGCCUCGCUUUCGUUCACCCGAUCGGUGGCGUAACCGCGAUCAUUCUCUUAUCACGGGUAGACGCGAGGGAUUCUGGUAGCUGGCUCCCGCAGAGGGGUCGCUUGACACGCAGGGUGGAUGUCACGCGUCCCCGGAACGCCUAUAGACCCGAACAGAGAUACUUUAUGAAUGAUCGGAUCGACGGGGAGGGAUAUCAGUCGGGAAGGCACGAGGCUACCAUCGAGGAGUUCCGUGGCCGGGAUAGUACCGUUCUCGCGGAGUCGUCGCGCUUCGAUCGGACGUGGACCGUUGUUCUUUCGACGCCGAUCGUUCUGACACGACGAAACGAACAGGAAAAAAGAAAGAAGAGUACGGGAGGAUCGCGCGUCGUUCCAGAUACACCCGUCAACCCCGAGCCCGUCGAUCGACCCAGAGGAUCCCAUCGAUCGAGGAUCGUCGAGGUGCAACCGGCCUAGACGUCACUGGUACCAUCGCCCGCAGAGAUUCUCGGUGGAAGUCAUCGUCGAAUUCGCUCGGGCGAUAAAGACGGCGAUCGAAUACCACCGAGUGUUCACCAAUGAGCGUGGCGUGCAACGGUUGCAAACGAGGAGAAAACCGUGGAACGCGCACGAGGAACCGACAGUGCAGCGCUUUGGCGACCGGGGUCCUCCAGACACCCGGAUUCUCUCCGACACCACCUGACCCAGCCACCUCCCUUCAUCGCGAGACCGACGAUCUUCGCAACGUAACCAUCCACCAUGGGACUCGACUUCCUGGCAGACGGAAGUGCCGAUUUCGAGCAUGCAAUCACCGAAACAGGAUUCGGAAAGUUUCAUUACAUGCUGCUGGCGGUAUGCGGUUUGAUUUACAUGGACACAGCGAUAGGGGUUACGAUACUCUCGUUCGUUUUACCCGCGGCGCAAUGCGACUUGGAAAUGGACUCCACGUCCAAAGGAUGGCUCACGGCGUCCCCGAUGUUAGGUAUGGUGAUUGGUUCCUACAUAUGGGGUUGCCUGGCUGACAUCAAGGGACGUAAAAUCGUUCUAAUCGCUACUUUAUUGAUGGACGGUAUCGUCGGCAUCGUCUCAUCUUUCGUCCAAUACUUUUGGGUCUUCUUGGUCUUCCGUUUCUUCAACGGGUUCGCCGUUACGGGAGCUAUGGGAAUUUGUUUUCCAUAUUUAGGGGAAUUCCAGCCGACAAAGUAUCGCGAACGAUGCCUUUGUUGGAUGGAAAUGUUCUGGACAGUCGGAGUUAUAUUAUUACCAUUGAUCGCUUGGCUGAUCAUCCCGAUAGACUUCAUGUACGUCUCGGACACGUUUUACUUUAAGUCAUGGAAUCUCUUCGUGGCGCUGUGCGCGCUACCCUCGUUGAUGCUGGGCCUCUGGUUGUUCGCGUUCCCAGAGAGUCCAAAAUUCCUUCUAGAGUGCGGCGAAACGGACGCCGCCCUUGAAGUCUUCAAAUGGAUCUACGCUCAGAACACCGGACAAAGUCCAGACUCCUAUCCGGUGAAAUCCUUGCAAGAGAAGACCAAGGAUAAGAGCAUGAGGUCUCUGAAGCUGCACAAACGUAAAGAUUUGAAGGUAUUGAUAAAGGAGGUGCGUGACCUGACGGCAGCUCUCUGCAAAUCACCGCAUCUGAACAACACGCUGCUGGCUUGCGGCAUACAGUUCGGUUUGACCAGCAGUUACUAUACUCUGAUGGUCUGGUUCCCAGAAUUAUUCACCAGAUUCGAGCAGUUCGAACACAACAAUCCCGGCGAGACUACGUCGGUCUGCAUAGUGUCGGCUCUGUCGGACAACGCGACCCUCGCCGAUCCUUACGGAUGCGAAACAGUGAUCACGUCUUCCGUCUAUCUGCACACGGUGUACAUUGGACUCGCCUGCAUUCCUGGAUCCAUCAUUUUGCCAAUUUUCGUGCACAAACUUGGCGCCAAAUUCUUCUUGAUCUUGUCUCUGCUGGUAUCCGGCGCUGUAACGAUAGCCUUUUAUUACGUGGUCAAUGCGACACAAAACUUAAUAUUAUCCUGCGUGUUCGAGGCCCUGACGUCUCUUGGUAUCUCGUUAGUCUAUUGCGUAAUCGUCGACAUGUUCCCGACGAAUCUCAGAGUAAUGGCUGCGGCGUUGUCUCUAACAAUGGGUCGAUUAGGCGCUCUCAUUGGUAAUUUGGUGUUUGGCUACCUAAUCGACUUGGCCUGCGUAAUUCCUAUAGUAUUAUUCGCAGCAUUUUUAUUCAUGUGUGGAAUCAUGUCGUUCCUGUUGCCAAAGACAGGGAAAGAGACCCUCGAUUAACUAAACAGAGAGCCGUCUCCUGGCGAGAAAUGGCCAAAGAGAAUGUCGAAAGUAAAUCGAAGAACAAAGAAUCAUUCGCAUUGACACGAAUCGUUUUCCAUUCCUUCGGAAUUAAGGAGAUAUUUGACCACCACCCUCGCGAACACCGGUAUUACGUCGUAAUAUCGAUCGAAGGGAAUUUUUAAUCCUUCGAAUCAACGUCGAACUUAGUUGUAAAUGUUUCUGUUUUCGCGCACUUUCGCAUCAAAGGCUCUUAACGAGCGUGUAAAAUGAUUUUCGCCGAAAGUCGAUUUGUCGAUCCCGAUAGCUUGAUGUAAAUUCAUGUAAAUAUGUAAUAUUUAUUUGCGGACGUGGUUCGCGAAUGGCACCAUUCGUCUUUUAUAUCGUAUUAAAGAAGCUCGAUAUUACAAAUUACGAAAUGUACCUUCGUUUACGAUCGAGCCUAAACGUGUCAAUUUAGUCGUUUAACACGAUACUAUAUCGUAUGUACCUAAUAUUAAGUGAUGGUAUUUACCGUUUGUAAUUCCUUCGUUCGUUUGUGAAAGCCUGUAUUCCUGACAUAUUCGAAUAAACAUAAUUUACGAUGAAAA
Molecule: messenger RNA, 2871 nt
Organism: Colletes gigas
Lineage: Eukaryota; Metazoa; Arthropoda; Insecta; Hymenoptera; Colletidae
Product: synaptic vesicle glycoprotein 2B-like
Exons: 12
Coding region: 752-2281 (509 amino acids)
Biological process (GO): transmembrane transport
Cellular component (GO): membrane
Molecular function (GO): transmembrane transporter activity
Source: RefSeq, a predicted model, not a curated record